ACUUUCUCUUCAUAGAAAUGUGAAGUUUUGUAGAUGUUAGACCAAGCCCACCCGUGGGCUUAAUACUACACACGCAACAGCACGUCGUUAACGAUUUUUAAUUUCGUUAUCAACCCAUUUUCGCACCGGUCGUUCGUUUCCAUGUGAGUAAAAUAAUGAUCGGUCGCCUUUGCGCACCGGUGGUCUCUAUUCUCUCCGUACCAUCGGUUUUUUGCACUUCUGCAAAUCAUCGCAAUAUUUUGUGUAUUUCUAUGGGGUUAUUGCAAAUCUUAUUCAGUGCUCAUAUUUGUGCUCAUAUUAUGAAAGAUGGGGUUUUGGAUAAGACUGAAAACUGUGUUACGUUUAGAUCUGUUGUAGUUUAGUUGAAGCACUAGAAAUAAAAUCAUAAACGAAUAACAACUCGUAACAUACAAAAACAUAUUACCCGCCACGCACGCCAACAAAAUUCGCUCCGUGUGGGCGCAUUCGAACACCAACCGUCUUUUCAAAUCCUACGCUUCACACCGAUGGAAAAGACUAUACCAACGGCGACCGACAGCUGUCAUCUGUCUUCGCUGACCAGUACCAACAUAACGGAAAGGAGGAAUGAUCGAGAAAAAGCGGGCAGAAGAAAAAGUGGUCCGUUCGGUGCACAUCGCGUGUGGUUUUUGCGGCGGACAGAAAAUCUGUUUUGUGCAGAAGGAGAAAAUCUCCGUCGUUGAGUGAGUAACACCCAGUGCGGGUGGCAAAAAGGGCCGGAAUUGGCUCAGCCAACGGGAGUAGGUCGGAAAUAUCGCAGGAGGUAAGAGUGCUCCACAGCAAAUCCGGAUUUCGUCCAAUAACCUCAAUUUUCCAGUGUGAUCAGCACGUGCUGGAACCGCAGGAACCAGUGAUCACGGGCAAAACCACCACGGGUGCCAGCAUCACGAGUGACCAGACCGACACGGACAGAACAGGAAAAGAUCGCAGGAGCACGUGACGGGCAACGGAGGAACCGUUGAUCAAGGGGAGCCCACGCACUGCACCUUCCGUGUGAGCGCCACGUAAAUCCACUGCAAGUUGGUCAAAUCAUCUCUAGCACAGCGAGGCCAGCCAAUAUAAGAACCGAAGCCCUCGCCAAAGCCGUCAAGGCUCACAUCCAGAAAAGAGGCUUUCCAUUGGAAGGCCUCUUUUUAUUUAUCGUCCUUUCUUUAGUGGGUCGCCCACGGUCGGGAACCUCGACCGGCGACGGACAUUCGGAGGCAGGCACGAGAUCCGAACAAGUUGCGGGAGGCGAGAGAAGGAGCCGCACAGGAACCCGAACUCGGAACCGACUGGCGAGCGCCCUUCCGUCGAGGCCAAAUCCGGCGCAUCCGGCGGAGAUACGACGAUCAGGGCAGUGGUUCGAGCGCUGUACCACGACGCACGGGCGAGCCAGCGACAUUACGAUUCGAGACCAUUUCCGAGCAUCGAGACCCCAUUCGUGGCGCCUUUUUGCCCUGGCUGCGGUGAGCAUCCGGCCCGAAAGGCGGCAGAUCGUGGGAGGCAGCGUCACCAAUUGCCAGCGUCACCAAACGUUCGACUCCGCGACGACGGUGUAAAGCAGAUCCCACAACCGGAUUUAGGGGAGAGUCGUCUGUCGUGGGCAACGACGAAAACUGCGCGAGAGGAUGAAGCGGAGGAUUAGCAGUGGCAGCGUGGCGGCGGUAAGCUGGGUGCACCCAGCGUAAUCGUGAGUAAGAAGAAAAUUACUAGAUUUAAGAAAGAAAGUAGGGAGAGGAUAUUGCUUAGGGCCAGAGCAGAGAACCAAGUGCUUUGAAUAAAUGUAAGCAAUAAUGUACGUUUAGCGUUGGGCUUUAUUCAGUUUUGUGAGCGCAUUUCCCUUUGAGCUUUCCGGGGCUGAUCGAGGGCUUCUAUUCCCUCCCCCUCGACAGUCACUUGCAACACUGGCGCCCAACUGAAAAUCCACAUAAUAGGAACUACCGUUUAGCGAUUUAUAGUAUGGUUUGAUGAGAUUUGGUUUUGUGCAUUUGAUUAUCCGGCCUUGAUAAUCAUUAAAAUUUUAGCCUUUACGCAUAAAAUUCGAAAGUAAAAUGGACUUUACCCAUUUGACUGACGAAGAGGUGACCUACGAGUUGGCUUUACGCCACGUAGUCAACUUAGGUCCGACUACUCAUAGAGGAAAAGUUCUUCGCCUUAAGGCUCUUGUCCAAGAAGAGAGCUUGAAAGACAACAAGCCCACUAGCUCAGAACACGUCAUGAGUCCCCAAUCCAACUUAGAACUUUGCGAAGCGCAAGUUCAUCAGCUUCACAUCAGCUGCGAAGCAGCCAUUCGUACAGCUGACAGUGUGACCUUAAACCAAAUUCGGACACGUCUCCAUCAUUACCGCGACCGUCUACAGUUGAUUCGUCCGCCAAGUGAAUCGCGGGAUACGCAUGCAAUGCUAACGGUGCAUGUCGACGUGCUUCUAAACAAGCUGAACGGAACAAGUGUAGUGAAUAGUGUACCGCGAAGUGAGAGUGUUGUGGCUCAAGCAACUUCGACUGGAGCCAUAAGAAGGUACAACGGCGGAGAUGAAGGAGCAGUCGGAGGAGAAACCACGAUGCCAGUGGAAAGCAUUUCAAGACAAGACACCACACCACCAUCAGUAGUGCAGCCACCGCUCGUGACGUCAUUCUCGGGUGGGCAAGGCAGAGGAUUGUUGUUUUCGAGUUCGUUCCAAACGCGAGACAGCGAAGAAGCAGAACCAGCAGAUACGAGGCACCGAAACAGCUCACCUCCCCCUCCCUACCUGCCCAGAGAGCGGGAAACAUGGAACCCGUCAACCAGGGAGCAACAAUCGCGGGAUAACCGCGAGUUACAAGCAAGAAUCAGGGAGAUGCAGGAGAGAGAACAACACAUGCGUGAGGAGUACUACAGAAUGCGAGACGACCUGGAGCGGUUGAUCCGUCGAGAGCGACCAGCACCGGAACGAGCGGAUGAUCGCCGAAUACAAAAGGCCGUUCACAACUGGCCAUUCAAAUUCCGCGGCGAAAAGGACACGACAUCACUCAACGUGUUCCUAGAUCGCGUGGAAACGUUCGCAAGGUCAGAAGGCAUGAGUGACGCCACACUCCUGAGCUCCAUCAAACACCUACUACAGGAGGACGCCAUCGACUGGUACUCACGAGCAACUUCGCAAAACUUGUUGCGAACCUGGGACCAAUUCAAGCGAGAGAUUCGAAGGGAAUUCCUGCCCAGCGGCUACUCCCAAAUUCUUCGUCUGGAAGCUAGCUUCCGAUUCCAAGGAAGAGAGGAAUCCUUCGCGAAAUUCUAUCGCGACAUUUCAGCGCUUUUUCGCUUCGUCGAUCCACCCAUACCAGACGACGAGAAGUUCUUCCUGGUGAAGAAGAACAUGAACGAGAACUACGCAGCCAUCGUCACAGCAGCGAGGCCUCGUUCACUGGAAGAAAUGGUGGAAGUCUGCACCGGAUACGACGAGACGAGAAUGCUUCUGAACAGACAACGCAGGAUUCCGAUUCCGCACAGCGCGCUUCUGGAACCGAACUUUGCUACGCCAGUAGUAACCAGCAGACCACCACCGGUUCAGCAUCACCAACAGCCACAGCGGUUCAACAGGGUUCACGCCGUGGAAGUAGAAGGCGCUUAUGAGCACGAAGCGGUAGAGGAAGGACCAGAAGACGAUUGGCAGCACACAAUCGACGAACUGGUUGAGCAAGUGAACGCGCUGAAGAUGAACCUGGAGCGGAAAUCUGCGAGGCCAAUCUUUGCUGCACGCGACGAGAAACAGUCCAGGUCGACGGACAGGUACAACCGAACAGAAGCUGAUGUCCUGCGAGCAGCGCGACAGUACACAAGAGAAGCGCAAGCUCCAGCACAGCAGCAACGGCCACAAGCCGCAUCGUUCCAGACUCGGCCACCACAACAGCAGCAAGAACAGCCGCAAAGAGCACAGGGCUGGCAAGUACGACAGUGGAUGCCAAGUUCGGAUCAGAGCGACAACAACCGAAGAAGCCAACGUCUGUUGCCAGAACCAGUCAGGCAACGGGAAGAUCGCCAUAUACAACAGGAAGAGGCUCCGAACGAUCAACGACCAGCAAUGCUCUGCUGGAACUGCGACGAGGAAGGCCACAGAUUCAUGGACUGUCCGAAACCACAAGCCAUUCUCUUCUGCUACCGGUGUGGACGGAAGGGCUACUCGUUGCGCAGUUGCUUCACGUGUCGCACGGACGCGUUAAACUACCCAGCGGAGAACCAGCAAUAG
Molecule: messenger RNA, 4223 nt
Organism: Aedes albopictus (Asian tiger mosquito)
Lineage: Eukaryota; Metazoa; Arthropoda; Insecta; Diptera; Culicidae
Exons: 4
Coding region: 2052-4223 (723 amino acids)
Molecular function (GO): nucleic acid binding; zinc ion binding
Source: RefSeq, a predicted model, not a curated record